This is a messenger RNA of Cynocephalus volans (Philippine flying lemur), 2094 nucleotides long. Its product is annotated as PWWP domain-containing DNA repair factor 4-like. The transcript has 4 exons. The record is from RefSeq and is a predicted model, not a curated record. Bases 1 to 2094 code for a protein of 697 amino acids. Lineage: Eukaryota; Metazoa; Chordata; Mammalia; Dermoptera; Cynocephalidae.
AUGGGUUCAGACAGUGAGCUGGACUGUAGGCUUCCACGCCAGGCAUCUUGGGUUUCUCACAUCUGCGUGUAUGGGGCCGUGAGCGUGCGUGACCUCCGGGCUUGCGAGCCCAGCACCCUUGAGUACUCUAAAGGAGAGGGCGCCAACCUGUGCGAGCGCGCACCCUCGUUCGGGGAAGCCUGUGUGCAGAUUGUCUCCAAGGUAGCUCAACAGCCGGCAAGUAGACCCCCUCGUAAAAAGUAUGGUAAACGCAAAGGGGUCGUUCGGAGGAGUGCUGGGAAGAGAGAAGCCUCAGGAUCACUGCCAGUUGGUGCCGAGAGUGAGGAUGCCCUGUGCGGUGACAAAUCACGGGUGCACACGACCUCUGCCCCUGCUCCAGCAGAAAGGCCAAUAAAGGCAUCACGGAGAUCCAGCGCGAGCCACGAUUUCCCGACACUGUCGGGACACGAGGGUGAGAAAGAGGGCAAGGCAAAGGCACAAGCCUCCACGGUUACAUCCCGGCGUCCCACAGUCCUGGAGGAGGGUGCAUGUGCUAAUGAUGGACAGGUGGCCCCAUCCCAGCCACGGGGUGUCAUCCCCACUGUGCCCAUAGCUCUGAACGCAGAGGCACAGGACACCUGGCCGAAGACCGUGGCUACUCACUCCGCGUGCUCUGCGCUCUCAAGGAAUGCUGAGGACUCUGGGGAGGGGGCCUCGAAGCCAGGCGUGGAAGGGGCGGCCGCUUCUUCCGGGUCCCCUGCCCCCUCCAGGUCCCCUGCCAUGAGGCCGCGUGACUCCCUCUGUCUGGCAGACAGAAUUAGGAAGCUAAAAGCGGCAGUUUGUUCCGAAGGACUGCAAGAACGCCGACCUCCUGCUGACUCAAUGUCUAGGAAUCCCAUCCGCAAGGCUAAAAUGGCUGGUGGUAAACGAGGUGGACAACCUGCCAGCAUGGCUCUGACACAGGAGCCUCCUCCAGUUGAAAGAGGAACGAUGGUGUGGUUUAAAUUUCAAGACCACCCAUUCUGGCCGGCUGUGGUGAAGAGUGUCAGUGCGUCGGAGAAGACCGCACGGGUGCUCUUGAUUGAGGCAGACCUGCGCCAGGAGAGGAGCGGCAUCCGAGUUCCUCUUCGAAGACUGAAGCCCCUGGAUUGCAGAGAGAAAGACAGACUCCUGCAGAGAGCCAGGAAAGUGCACGAGCAAGGUGUUAACUGGUGUUUCUCCCUCAUCUCCCACUACACACAAGCCAUCGGCCGGGGUUCCUUCGUGGGCUCUUUCCUGGACUAUUAUGCCGCCGACGUCAGCUACCCACUCAGGAAAGCCAUCCAAGAGGGCCCGCUGGAGGUUGACUUUCCAAAGGUGAACUAUGCCGACCUGGAAGACUCUGAGGAGGAGACCUCCCUGGGCGGGAAGAGGCCCUGCAAGAGGAUUCUCCCCGACAGGAUGAGGGCCGCUCGGGACCGGGACAACCGCAAGCUGGUGGACUUCAUCGUGAAGAGAAGGGGGGCCGACCACCACCUCCUGGACAUCUUGAAGGGCAGGAAACAGUCCAGGUGGCUGACAUCAUUUCUGAAUUCACCAAGGCACAGGCUCUGCGUUGAAACGUACCUGGAAGAUGAGGACCUGUUGGAUGUUUUGACGAAACAUCUACAAGAAAUCUAUACACAAAUGGACAACACCAUGCUGACUCUCAUAAGAGACGACAAAGUAAAUUUUGUUCUGGAAGUUCUCCUGCCAGAAGCAAUCAUUUGUUCCAUCGCAGCACUUGAUGGGCUGGAUUACCAGGGGGCAGAAGAGAAGUAUCUGCGAGGGCCCCCCGUGCACUACCGCGAGAAAGAACUAUUUGACAGAAACAGAUCUGAUGCCACCCGGCAGAAGACUGGCGUCUCGGACGCCUGGCUCCCACCGGGUGCCCAGGAUGCCCGGGAGAAGCUUUUACAGGAAGCCGCCUGGUUGCGGAUCAAAGGGCAAGUGCGGGAUGGCAGAGAGAUGUUGAAAUCCUACAGGCAGCAGAGCACAGUGUCCCAGAAGCCCCGCCAGCUGCCCGAAGCCCUGGGGAAGAUCAGCUGGAAGAGGAGUUCCUCUUCUCCCUUCAUGAGCCACCCAUUGGGGCAGUGA